CUCCUAUCCUGCAUCAUCUUUAUUUCUCCUUCUCCCUCCCAACUCCUCUAUCUCAACGACGAGGUCACUCGCUGUCGCUUUAAAUUACAUCCCAUUUCUCCCCGUGGAAUCCGCCCUCUUUUCUAUUUAUUCCUUACCUUCUUCGUCUUCCCCUCCCUGGUCUGCCCGUCGGCUCGAAACUCCGGAACUAAGUCGGCGUCUGUUGAGCGCACCACGUCCGCGACAGUCAACUCAGCGCCGCCGAGUUCUGCUUGAUGAACGGUUCCGGGCUUAUGCAAGGCAACGGCGGUGGAACCGGUGCCAGCGUCAUGUCUGUUGGUCCUAUGCCUGCUGGCCACCAGGCCGAGCUGAACAUUAUCUAUGGGAUGGUCGAAGAGCUGUCGCGCCAGCUCGCUGAGAACAAACGCGUUACCGAGGACAUCGUGUCGGGGCUGGGACGAGUACGCAACCGAGCGCGAGAGCGCGGCCUGACCAACGACGAGGUGCUUGGAGAAGUCGCCGACGAAAUAUUUGCCCUAGAGCCUCAUCUCGAGGCCCGCGUGUCAGUCCUGACCGAGUCUCUCGACCGCGCGAAAAUCUCACGCGAUGCCAACUUCUCUCUCGUUACCAACUACGCCCAAGUCCUCUCCACCAUCCUCUCCCAGUUCCACGCCUACAAGCAGAAGCACAUAGCCGACGUCUCGGCUUGGCAUCGCUCCUACCGAGCCCAACUCGCCGAGGCUCGCGCCGAGAACUCGCGCCUGCGCGAGCAGAUAUGGGAGAUGCAGGAGCACGCCGGUCGUGCGAACCAGAUGCUCCGCGAAUUUCGCAAGAAGUAUGACGAGAACGAGGAGCGUUGGGAGAAGCGCGUCGACGACAAGGCCAGGAGACAAGAGAUCCGCUUCUGGAAGCGUAUGGCCAUGCCUGAGGUUGCCGAGACCGAGGAAGGAUACUGGAGCAACGACGACGAUCUCGUGGACCCCGUCGAGAAGGAGAGACUAAAGGAGGUAGAGCGAAAAGUCGCCGAACAGGCCCUCGCGGGCGUGGGCGGCGCGGUAGGUCAUAAUGAAGAUUCUGAAGGGGAGGGAGGUGAGUCUCACUCUCUCCGAGUGGGGAUGCUGGGCGGCGUGGCCAUGGAGAGGGAUGCCCGAGAGGGAGGCAGCAUAACCACCGAGACGCCGCCACCGAGGCCGGAAAGCACAGGUAGCACAGGAAGUACGGGGGCCUAGUCGUGUUGGCGAAACGAUGAGCCAAGGGUCUCUCUCCAAUACAAGUGACCGCGCUUGAUGUUAUGGUUGAAUCACUCGGCCAGGGCCUAUCGCGUCGCUCAGUUUGGAGCCGCGUUGGAAAAUACUACUUGCACUCGUCGAGCGCUAUCGAUUAUCCAUCGAGGUAGUGAUCUUAGCUACUAUUUCCAUCGCGCUUCGACUAGCUGGCAACCCCGGAUCGCUGGUAAAG
Durotheca rogersii is the source of this 1437-nucleotide messenger RNA. RefSeq lists its product as uncharacterized. NCBI's taxonomy places the organism in Eukaryota, Fungi, Ascomycota, Sordariomycetes, Xylariales, Xylariaceae. The record is from RefSeq and is a predicted model, not a curated record. The transcript is spliced from 2 exons. The coding region runs from base 255 to 1208 and encodes 317 amino acids.